AUGCUAGAGCUUUUCGCCAUCGAAUUGCGGCUCCCACUCUGGGAGUGCGUUUGUGAUUGUGUAUAUAAGGCCCCAUGCAGGGCGUGCGUCCCGCGCAUUGUGCAAAAAGCUCUACUCGCGUUCGCUUCGCAUCAGCUCGCCGCAUUCCAGUCCGCAUCCGGAGUAGUGUCCAGUAUCGUCACUCGUCCCGAUUUCCCGAGAGCAAGCAGCAUGUGGUCGAAAAUUGGCAUCGCCGGAGCCCUGCUCGUGAUGGGUGGCGUCCUGUCCUCCAGCGUGGUGGAUAACUUCGCCUACGUGGACCGCUCGCUGCCGGUGGCCAUGCCCAAGGCGAAGGCCUUCCAAGUGAAGCAGGAGUGAGGAUUCCCGGACGGAGGAUCCCAGGAGGAGGGGGUGUCUCAAGUGGAUCCCGGUUGGCUGUCGAUUAGGCAGUUCCUGGAGCAGGAACCCCGUGCUCUUCACUCGGCAGCAGGGAUAUCUACUGGCCAGCCUGCUACUCCGGCUUGUGUUUGAGCUACAAGUGGACCACAAGUGGGAAAUAGUUGGUGCAGGUCAACAAGUCGAUGCACCCGCUGGGAAGCCCCCUCCUUGCCCACAGGAACAAUUUGAGCACUAAACUUUAAUUUAUAUGUUUUUUUUUUAACUUAAUGUGACUAAUUUAAGGAGUUCCCUAUGCGUAAGCAAUAAAUAAGUUAAACGAA
This is a messenger RNA of Drosophila simulans, 698 nucleotides long. RefSeq lists its product as uncharacterized. The coding region runs from base 1 to 357 and encodes 118 amino acids. The transcript is spliced from 2 exons. Lineage: Eukaryota; Metazoa; Arthropoda; Insecta; Diptera; Drosophilidae. The record is from RefSeq and is a predicted model, not a curated record.